Messenger RNA from Colletotrichum spaethianum, 549 nucleotides. RefSeq lists its product as uncharacterized. NCBI's taxonomy places the organism in Eukaryota, Fungi, Ascomycota, Sordariomycetes, Glomerellales, Glomerellaceae. Bases 1 to 549 code for a protein of 182 amino acids. The transcript is spliced from 2 exons. The record is from RefSeq and is a predicted model, not a curated record.
AUGUAUAGCAACCGCUCCCACCCGCUCCUCGAGCAGGUCCCUCUGACCGUCUCCCCCUUCAUCUCUCUGCCCACGGCCACAACCCUCUCCUACAACUACAAGGCCAUGCCCUCUGCCCUGCCGCCCUCCGCGACGGGUGUCCCAGCAGCCGUGACCGACAACGCAGCCGCCGCGGCAGGGAGCGGCGACCCGUCAGCGAACAAGCCCAAAUACGUCAUCUCGCAGUCGGGACACGCCGCGCACCCGGACGACAUCAUCGCCUCGUGUCGCGCGCUGCAGGCCCACAUUACAAAGAUGCAGGAGGAUGCCGAGCGCGACCUGCGCGAGCUGGAGGACAGGAUAAAAGAGCGCGAGCUGGCCGAGAAGAGGAGGGUUGCGCCGGGAUGGCUGGACAGCGAGGCGCGGAUACUGGAGCCCGAGAAGGUCGGCGGCUCCUCCGAGGCCGAGGAGACGCACCCAACGUCUGCCAUAGCGGGCACGAGCGAGAUGCCGCUCAACGACCAAGGGGCGGAGCUGGACCGCGUUUUUGGGGGGCUGAGCAUGAAGUAG